CGCAGAGCUACUGGUCCUACCUCUAGCUGUCCUACGUACUGCCUGAUGGCAGACAGAGUGCCACCAGUUAUCUAUUGUAGCGCACUCUGCAUACUUAGCCAAGUAACUCUAUGUGUACAGUCCGCAUUAGUCGCAUCAUUGAAUGACGGUGUGUCGCUUCCUGACAGGCGGUGCGACAGGUGCCUGAGUUGCGGGGUCCUGGUGCAGGAGUCGUGCUAGCAGCGGCGGAGUGUUUACAGAUUCAAAGAAACUGAAUACUUACAGAUAUUCUUCAUGCAUUGAAACAACCAUGCAAUUCUUCUGGAAUUUGGAAUAACUGGAUAACUGUUUAUCAGUUUCUGUGGAACCAGGUAUUAAUAAAGAAUGAAAAUGUUUGUUUUGGUUGAAUAAUGCCAGCAGAGCGUAACAAUCCAAGCAUGGAAGAGAGAGAAUCUGCCUCCAUGUCAAAGGAGAGAGACUGCCCUGAGAAGAGACCGGCCAACAGCAGAGAGCGAGCCAAAGAUGAUACAAGGUUGGGUGGCAAGAAAGACCAAUCUAAAGUCACUGAGGAUAAAAAGAAGAAAACUGAUGAGGACAGGCGUAAGAAGGAGGAUAAGGAUAGUAGGAAGGAGGAGGAUUUAGGGAAAACUGAAGAGGAUGAAAAACACAUGGAAGAGGAUAAAAAGAAGCUGGAUGAAGAGCUUGGACAUAAAGAACAAGCUGUGAUCCAAUUAAAAGAAAAAGAAGAAGCGCAUCAACUGCACCAGGAAGCCUGGGAACGACAUCAGGCCAGGAAAGAACUUCGCAGUAAGAAUCAGAAUGCUCCAGAACACCGGCCAGAGGAGCACUUCUUUAGCAAGCUGGACUCUAGUCUGAAGAAAAACACUGCCUUUGUGAAGAAACUUAAAACCAUUACUGAGCAGCAGAGGGAUUCCUUGUCACAUGAUUUCAAUGGCCUUAAUUUGAGCAAGUACAUUGCAGAAGCUGCAGCUUCUAUAGUAGAAGCAAAAUUGAAAAUUUCUGACGUUAACUGUGCAGUUCACCUGUGUUCUCUCUUCCAUCAGCGGUAUGUUGAUUUUGCCCAGUCUCUUCUACAGGUUUGGAAAAAACAUUUUGAGGCCCGCAAAGAAGAGAAAACACCCAACAUAACUAAACUGAGAACAGAUUUGCGUUUUAUUGCUGAGUUAACCAUUAUUGGCAUCUUCACGGACAAAGAAGGUCUUUCUUUAAUCUACGAGCAACUGAAGAACAUCAUUAAUGCUGAUCGAGAGUCUCACACUCAUGUUUCAGUAGUUAUUAGCUUCUGUCGUCAUUGCGGUGAUGAUAUAGCAGGUUUGAUUUCAAGAAAGGUGAAGUAUGCAUCUGAAAAAUUUAGUCUAAACUUCCCACCAAGUGAGAUCAUCAGCCCAGAGAAGCAGCAGCCUUUUCAAAACUUGCUGAAGGAAUACUUCACAUCUUUAACAAAGCACCUGAAAAGGGACCACAGAGAGUUGCAGAACACAGAGCGCCAAAAUAGGCGCAUCCUUCACACAAAGGGAGAACUGAGCGAAGACAGACACAAGCAAUAUGAAGAGUUUGCAACAUCUUAUCAGAAAUUGUUGGCAAACUCGCAAUCUCUUGCUGAUCUUCUGGAUGAGAAUAUGCCUGAACUUCCUCAAGAUAAACCUGUACCAGAAGAACAUGGGCCUGGCAUUGACAUUUUUACACCUGGAAAAUCUGGUGAUUACGACUUGGAUGGAGGUAUCUGGGAAGAUGAAGAUGCCCGUAACUUCUACGAAAACAUGAUUGACCUUAAAGCUUUUGUCCCUGCAAUUCUGUUUAAAGAUAAUGAAAAAAGCACCCAAGGCAAGGACGUUGGUAAAGAUGAGUUAAAAGAUUCCAAGGAUUGUAAAGAAAGAGAUGUAUCCACGACUGAGGAGUUAGAAUUGGAAUUGGAGACUUUGGAUAUAAAUGAUGAUACAAUGGAGCUGGAAGGUGUUGAGGAAGCGGAAGACCUCACUAAAAAACUUCUUGAUGAGCAAGAACAAGAAGAUGAAGAAGCCAGCACCGGGUCUCAUUUGAAGCUCAUUGUUGAUGCCUUCAUCCAGCAGCUGCCCAAUUGUGUUAAUCGUGAUCUGAUAGAUAAGGCUGCAAUGGAUUUCUGUAUGAAUAUGAACACCAAAGCAAACAGAAGGAAACUGGUUCGCGCACUUUUCAUUGUUCCCAGACAAAGGUUGGAUCUGUUGCCAUUUUAUGCAAGGUUGGUUGCUACCUUGCACCCAUGCAUGACGGACGUUGCAGAAGACCUUUGUUCUAUGUUGAAAGGGGAUUUCAAAUUUCAUGUGAGAAAGAAGGAUCAGAUCAACAUUGAAACCAAGAACAAGACUGUGAGAUUCAUUGGAGAACUUGCCAAGUUUAAAAUGUUUAGCCGAACAGACACUCUGCAUUGUUUAAAGAUGCUGCUGUCAGACUUUUCACAUCACCACAUUGAAAUGGCUUGCACUCUGCUUGAAACUUGUGGUAGAUUUCUUUUCCGAUCUCCAGAUUCCCACUUGCGAACUAGUGUACUUUUGGAACAAAUGAUGCGCAAAAAACAAGCCAUGCACUUGGAUGCACGAUACGUAACGAUGGUUGAGAAUGCUUACUACUACUGUAACCCUCCCCCAGCUGAAAAGACUGUGAGAAAGAAGCGCCCCCCUCUGCAAGAGUACAUUAGAAAGCUACUCUAUAAAGAUCUUUCUAAAGUUACUACUGAGAAGGUUUUGCGGCAGAUGAGGAAGUUACCUUGGCAGGACCCUGAGGUGAAAGAUUAUGUCAUCUGCUGCAUGAUCAACAUUUGGAAUGUAAAAUACAACAGCAUCCACUGUGUGGCUAACCUUCUGGCAGGCUUGGUGCUUUAUCAAGAGGAUGUUGGGAUUCAUGUGGUUGAUGGUGUGUUAGAGGACAUACGACUAGGGAUGGAGGUUAAUCAGCCAAAAUUUAACCAGCGUCGGAUAAGCAGCACUAAAUUUCUCGGAGAGCUUUACAACUAUAGAAUGGUUGAGUCUGCUGUUAUAUUUCGCACACUGUAUUCCUUUACAUCCUUUGGUGUAAACUCAGAUGGCAGUUCCAGUCCUCUUGAUCCUCCUGAGCACUUAUUUCGGAUCAGAUUAGUGUGCACAAUUCUUGAUACUUGUGGACAAUAUUUUGAUCGAGGAUCCAGCAAGCGCAAACUCGAUUGUUUCCUUGUUUACUUUCAGCGCUAUGUAUGGUGGAAAAAAAAUCUAGAUGUAUGGACAAAAGACUAUCCAUUUCCCAUAGACAUUGACUAUAUGAUAAGUGACACUCUGGAGCUGCUGAGACCAAAGAUGAAACUCUGUAAUUCGUUAAAUGAAGCUGUCCGGCAAGUUCAGGAUCUGGAGCGAGAGUUUCUGGUUAAACUAGGUCUUAUGAUUGACAAAGACUCAAAACAUUCUAUUGCUGAUGGUGAAACUCUGGAGGAUGAAGAUGAUGAAGAGGAGGAAGAAGCUGGAGCAGAGACAGAGGAGCAGUCUGGAAAUGAAAGUGAAAUGAAUGAACCAGAAGAUGAUGAUGCUUCUGAAAAUGAAGAGGAUGAAAGAGAGGAGGAAGAGGAGGAAAAUACAGAUUACAUGACUGACUCAAACAAAGAAAAUGAGACAGAUGAAGAGAAUACUGAGGUGAUGAUUAAAGGAGGAGGGAUAAAACAUGUUCCCUGUGCAGAGGAUGAAGACUUUAUUCAGGCUCUUGACAAGAUGAUGCUGGAAAAUCUUCAGCAGCGUACUGGAGACUCCGUGAAAGUGCACCAGUUAGAUGUUGCCAUCCCUUUGCAUCUUAAGAGCCAGCUGAAGAAAGGACCCAUAGUGGGAAGUGGCGAUGUAGACACGGAGUUCGGUGAUACUAUGCCAUUUGUAAUGCUGACCAGAAGAGGCAACAAACAGCAGUUUAAGAUACUCAAUGUGCCCAUGUCUUCACAACUAGCUGCAAAUCACUGGAACCAGCAGCAAGCGGAGCAAGAAGAGAGGAUGAGGAUGAAGAAGCUCACGCUAGACAUUAAUGAGCGGCAGGAACAGGAGGAUUACCAAGAAAUGCUGCAGUCUCUGGCUCAGCGUCCAGCACCAGCUAAUACAAACCGGGAACGCCGACCUCGGUACCAGCAUCCAAAAGGGGCACCUAAUGCCGAUCUCAUCUUCAAGACAGGUGGCAGGAGACGUUGACGCAGGUGUUAUACCAUUGGGCCCUAUAUCUGACAACAUGGCUAGUGGAGUCUUACAGAUAUUGCGAGAGGUCAGCAGCAUAUCGCAGCAUGUUCAGGAGAGUGAGCUCGAACAGAAACCUGGGACAGGGCUGGGAGCGAGGAGUGGCCGGAACACCAACUUCUGCUUCCAUCCGAUCAGAAGACGUUUCCAGCAUUGACACACAGACACACACAGAGUGAGCACUAUUUGUUGAUGAGCCAUCGCAGUGGCCUUACACAAAGCGGUGAGGUGGAUGACUGUUUAGCAAGCGGCUCAGUUUUUAGUAAAGAGAUUUUUUUUGUAGGGACAUGACUGCAAAUAUUUGUAAAAAUCAUUUGCAAAGUGGGAGAUGUCAGCAGGAAGUUUACAUGAUGUCCUCUGGAGUACAACAGACAGAAAGCUUCACAGUGCAGCUGAUGCUAUAAAAAACAGGCAGACAAAUGGAAAUCUUGAGCGCACGCCAUGUUGUGAUAAUCUUUAGGCGUACAUAAAAACAUAAACCUCUAUUAAAAAAAAAAAAAUGUAAGAUUUAGAUUGUUUUUUUGUGUGAAUAGGAAUAAAGAAGUAAAAUAAGUGGAUUAAAAUAUUGUUGGGGAGUGUUAGCUUUUUGGGAUCCCACGAGGCUGCAGAUGUUUGCUAAUGUGUUGAAUGGAGAGAGUUACUAGAAUUCACAUAAGACAAGUCUUCUGGUUUUGCUGGUGUAACAGUGUGGGAAGUCUAAGCACUGUGCUGAUUUAUCAUACUGCAGAAUGUGUAAAGCAGCUGGUUUUGUCUGUGUGUAUAUAUAUAUUUUGUGAAGACAUAGCACACACAUUUUUAUUUUGAACAGUGAAUAAAUAGAUUAUUUUCUGUUUCUCUUUUGUUGAAAACCAUUUAUUUCCUUUAUCCUGUAAAUAGUCAAUAACAGCACACUUAUGCUUUGUUCAUACACAUUCUUCCUUUUUCUUAUUUUUUUUUUUUUUUUGGGGGGGGGGAUAAUUCUGCAUGUUGGAAAAUGUAAAAUAAACUUGUAAAGUUGUACCAUCUCCAUCAGAAGUGCUUCAUGAUUUUCACCAGCUUAACAAAACGUUUGCCAGCACUGCAAUAAAGUAUUGUAAAUUGUA
Molecule: messenger RNA, 5296 nt
Organism: Pseudophryne corroboree (corroboree frog)
Lineage: Eukaryota; Metazoa; Chordata; Amphibia; Anura; Myobatrachidae
Gene: UPF2
Product: UPF2 regulator of nonsense mediated mRNA decay
Exons: 23
Coding region: 390-4172 (1260 amino acids)
Biological process (GO): nuclear-transcribed mRNA catabolic process, nonsense-mediated decay
Cellular component (GO): exon-exon junction complex; cytoplasm
Molecular function (GO): RNA binding; protein binding
Source: RefSeq, a predicted model, not a curated record